Molecule: messenger RNA, 807 nt
Organism: Penicillium odoratum
Lineage: Eukaryota; Fungi; Ascomycota; Eurotiomycetes; Eurotiales; Aspergillaceae
Product: EI24 domain-containing protein
Exons: 3
Coding region: 1-807 (268 amino acids)
Cellular component (GO): ascospore wall; lipid droplet; prospore membrane
Source: RefSeq, a predicted model, not a curated record
AUGUCGCCACGACCUUGGGAUCCGAAUCGGGCAGCAUGGCUGUAUCCUCUUAGGGGUAUCCAUUACUUUGCGACCCACCGUUUCCUCUGGCCCUUAUUUAGGGCGCGCCUUGUACCUAUUGUGCUCCUCUCAAGCUUCGUCUACUUUCUUCUAUUCUUCUUCACAUACCUCCCACAAGUGGCUUUCUUGGCUCUCUUCCAAGGAGCCGGAGCAUGGGUGAGCGGUGCAUUCCUGGUGCUGGGUGAAGGUUCCGCGAUUGUGGCUGCAUUGUUUGAGGCCUUUUUCGUCGAUGAAACACUGGUGGAUGUGUUUGAUUCCGUCCUGGUGAAUGAGGGACAGGAACAGCUUGUGCUCGCUUCGCGGGUGAUUUAUCCUGAAGCUGGGGACCCGACCAGCCGUCUUGGCACGCCAACAACCAGUGCGGUUUAUGCGCCAUUCUCCUUACGGCAGAUUCUCGAAUUCAUUGUCUUGUUGCCGUUGAAUUUGAUUCCUGUGGCUGGAGUUCCCAUGUUCCUCGUUCUCACUGGGUAUCGAGGUGGACCCUUCCAUCACUGGCGAUAUUUCCAGCUCCUGGAUUUCACUAAGCAGGAGCGGAAAGCUAGUGUGAGUCGGCGGCAGUUGCAGUACACUACGUUCGGAACUGUUGCUUUGAUUCUGCAAUUAAUCCCUCCCUUUUCCAUGCUGUUUUUAAUAACUACCGCAGCUGGUGCUGCGCUGUGGGCAUCGGAGCUGGAGCAGAAACGACAGAUUGCUAACCAGCGGCCUACGCGGCUGGGUGAUGCCUAUCAAGAUGAUUUCACGGUUUAA